Molecule: messenger RNA, 1176 nt
Organism: Linum tenue
Lineage: Eukaryota; Viridiplantae; Streptophyta; Magnoliopsida; Malpighiales; Linaceae
Source: the annotation of a GenBank genome assembly
CGACUGUCACUCCGCUGAAACGAAGCAAAGUUUUGCUGGGUGGAAGGAAAGCGCUCCUCUCCUGCUGCACCCGCAUAAGUUUCAGCGAAGAAGCGUCAUCAUCAUCGUCAUCUGUUAGGGCUUCGUCUCCGCCGCGCUCACUACCGCUCGUUUCAUUCACCGCCCCAGUGUUCACUGGGUUGCAUACUCUUUAGUUGUACUCUGUUGGUGGAGCUCUGCACAAUGAACUAUGCAAAGUUGCUGUUACGAGAUCGAGCCAUCGCAUCUAUUGAGGAAUUCUGGACUGGCGUUUCAGUUACUGUUUUCCUUAUUUAAUUUGUACUAGUUGGUGGGAUGAACUUGGUUUGAGGGCAGUGAAUGUACUUGCUUUUUGCAUUGCCCCAACUGCAGUGAGGUAGAGUGAUGCCGAAGGUGAGAACAAACCGUACGCAGUAUCCUGAUGGAUGGGAGCUGAUUGAGCCCACCCUUCGAGAGCUAGAUGCCAAGAUGAAGGAAGCGGAAACUGAUCCUCACGAUGGGAAGAGGAAGUGCGAAACUCUGUGGCCUAUUUUCAAGGUUUCCCAUCAGAGAAGCCGAUACAUUUUCGACCUCUACUACAACAAGAAUGAGAUAUCCAAGGAGCUCUUUGAGUUCUGCUUGGACCAAGGCUAUGGGGACAAGAACCUUAUCGCCAAAUGGAAAAAGCCAGGAUAUGAACGACUGUGCUGCCUCCGAUGCAUGCAGACGAGGGAUCACAACUUUGGCACGACGUGUGUGUGCAGAGUUCCUCAGAAUCUGAGGGACGAGCAGGCUGUUGAAUGUGUACACUGUGGCUGCAAGGGUUGCGCAAGUGGAGAUUGAUUGCUGCCGCUGCUAAGGAAGAAACCCUUCUGUCUCCUUCUUGAAGCUGUAUUCGGAGCCCAGGUCCGAAUAUCCUCUUCUUUAAGUAAUCUCUCUGCAUAGCGGAAAAUGAUCAACACAGUAACUACUCAGCAUGUGUAGUGUUAUAGCUUCAGUAUCCUGAAGUUAUCGAGUUUUGUUAAUGGAUCAAAUGAUAUGGAGUUGUUGACUGACUGGUUGAGUGAACGUUGAGAUAUAGAAAGUAUUGAACAGUUGCUUUGUGAUCUUGAAUUGAGUUUGUCCGGAUUGUAUAUGAUAAACUUCAGGUUUCACUUCUCCUCAAAGUUAAAAUAAGGG